UCCGCGAACGUAUCUUCAAUUGUCACCGUUCCAGAAAUACUAGAGGAUGCUCAAAGCAUUUUUGAAUUGAAAAAUGACUUAACAUUAUCAAGCUCACUUAGAGAUAUGAUCGAGCCUGCUAUUGAUGCUUAUCCAGAUUUAAAAUUGAGCGAUGAUGAACUUAAAAAUGUGCAGCGUACUAUUUUGGCGCGUCACAUAGAUUUAUCUCUUCAAUUUGAUCUUCCUCUCAACGUUCAUUCUCGUUCUGCAGGACACCAUACUUUGAAUUGUUUGCGAGAUUAUGGUGCAAGAAAAGUUGUAAUGCACGCAUUUGAUGGUCGAAUACAGUACGCAAACAAAGGUGUUGAAAUGGGACAAAAGUUGGCGGCUGCUAUUCCUUUAUCAAAUCUACUACUUGAAACUGACUCACCAGCUCUUGGACCUGAACAGGGCGUUGACAACGAGCCAGACAGCGUGGUAAUAAGUGCUAAAGAAAUAGCUAGAAUAAAAAAUAUAGAUGUUGCUGAUGUGGUAAUUGAUUAA
Molecule: messenger RNA, 522 nt
Organism: Racocetra fulgida
Lineage: Eukaryota; Fungi; Glomeromycota; Glomeromycetes; Diversisporales; Gigasporaceae
Source: the annotation of a GenBank genome assembly